AUGGGUUCUGUGCCUGUCGCCGGCGGCAACUAUGCCCUCUCUAACGCACACAAAGAAAUGCUCGAGAAAUCCCUCGUCGAUUCUGACCCUGAGGUCGCCGAGAUAAUGAAAAAAGAGAUCAAGCGCCAGCGAGAAUCCAUCAUCCUCAUUGCCUCCGAGAACGUGACUUCUCGAGCCGUCUUCGAUGCCCUGGGCUCACCCAUGUCCAACAAGUACUCCGAGGGCUACCCCGGUGCCCGCUACUACGGUGGAAAUCAGCACAUCGACUCCGUCGAGUUAUUGUGCCAGGCAAGAGCUUUGAAGGCCUUCCAACUAGAUGAGGAGAAGUGGGGUGUCAAUGUCCAAUGCCUGAGCGGCUCGCCCGCCAACUUGCAGGUCUACCAGGCCAUCAUGAGACCGCAUGAUCGAUUGAUGGGUCUAGAUCUGCCACACGGUGGACAUUUGAGUCACGGAUACCAGACCCCACAGAAGAAAAUCUCAGCUGUCUCUACUUAUUUCGAGACAUUCCCGUACCGGGUCAACCUGGAGACGGGCAUCAUCGACUAUGACCGCCUCGAGGAAAACGCCCUCAUGUACCGACCCAAGACCCUCGUUGCCGGAACCUCUGCAUACUGCCGUCUGAUCGACUACAAGCGCAUGCGCGAGAUCGCAGACAAGGUCGGAGCAUAUCUGGUUGUUGAUAUGGCACAUAUUUCCGGUCUGAUUGCUGCUGGUGUGAUCCCAUCUCCCUUCGAACACGCCGACAUUGUCACAACCACCACCCACAAAUCCCUCCGUGGCCCUCGUGGAGCCAUGAUCUUUUUCCGCAAGGGCGUUCGCAGCACCGAUGCUAAAACCGGCAAGCAGGUCCUCUAUGACCUCGAAGGACCCAUCAACUUCUCCGUCUUUCCCGGUCACCAAGGUGGUCCCCACAAUCACACCAUUACCGCCUUGACGGUGGCAUUGAAGCAGGCUGCUUCACCAGAGUUCAAGCAGUACCAAGAGCAAGUCAUCAAGAACGCCAAGGCAUUGGAAGUCGAAUUCAAGCAACUCGGCUACAAGCUGGUCUCCGAUGGAACCGACUCACACAUGGUCCUCCUUGACCUGCGCCCUCAAUCCGUGGACGGAGCUCGCCUCGAGACGGUGCUUGAACAGAUCAACAUCGCUUGCAACAAGAACAGUAUCCCUGGAGACAAGUCUGCACUGACACCAUUCGGUAUUCGUAUUGGUGCUCCCGCCAUGACUUCGCGUGGCCUCGGUGAAGACGACUUCAAGCGCAUCGCACACUAUAUCGACACCGCCAUCAAGCUGUGCAAGAAGAUCCAGGGCGAUCUUCCGAAGGAGGCCAACAAGCUCAAGGAUUUCAAGGCCACUGCCUCCAACGACUCCGUCGCAGAGAUCCUCAAGCUCAGACAAGAGAUUGCCAAUUGGGCUAGCAGCUUCCCUCUCCCAGUGUAG
Exophiala aquamarina CBS 119918 is the source of this 1437-nucleotide messenger RNA. RefSeq names its product serine hydroxymethyltransferase, cytosolic. Gene Ontology annotation, molecular function: zinc ion binding; serine binding; glycine hydroxymethyltransferase activity. NCBI's taxonomy places the organism in Eukaryota, Fungi, Ascomycota, Eurotiomycetes, Chaetothyriales, Herpotrichiellaceae. Gene Ontology annotation, biological process: folic acid metabolic process; tetrahydrofolate interconversion; L-serine catabolic process. The record is from RefSeq and is a predicted model, not a curated record. The coding region runs from base 1 to 1437 and encodes 478 amino acids. Gene Ontology annotation, cellular component: cytoplasm. The transcript has 4 exons.